ACCCUCUGAUUGAACUGCGACUUUCACCUUCACAUUUAUUGUCUUGUCACCGACCUUCAUGGCAACUCCUUUAAUUAUAGGCGUUGGUGCUAUCGCUGCAGCGAUUGCAGGUCGAAGCCUCCUACGGCGAGGUGCCCAAGGCGCUGCCGAGCAAUGGGUCAAAGGUGGUUUCAAGGCAAGGAUGGAUCGCAAGGAAGCCAUAGCUAUCAUGGGCCUCAAAGACGGUCCUUCUAUGCGGGCUAGGCUAAAGGAUGCACACCGUCACAUCAUGAUUGCAAACCACCCUGAUCGUGGAGGCUCACCGUACAUCGCGAGUAAAAUCAACGAAGCAAAAGAUAUAUUGGAUAAGGAGCUUCGUAGGUGAUAUACCAACAUAUUCUCGUUUACCCUAUUGUACUAUGCUAUAAUUCGUCCUUGGUCCCGCUAGCAUUGCGUCAUAAUAAACCCCGUCUCAUUCAUGCUC
Messenger RNA from Somion occarium, 463 nucleotides. The record is from the annotation of a GenBank genome assembly. Lineage: Eukaryota; Fungi; Basidiomycota; Agaricomycetes; Polyporales; Cerrenaceae.